Messenger RNA from Anoplopoma fimbria (sablefish), 1050 nucleotides. RefSeq names its product wingless-type MMTV integration site family, member 7Aa (gene wnt7aa). The record is from RefSeq and is a predicted model, not a curated record. The coding region runs from base 1 to 1050 and encodes 349 amino acids. Gene Ontology annotation, biological process: positive regulation of JNK cascade; cell fate commitment; neuron differentiation. Lineage: Eukaryota; Metazoa; Chordata; Actinopteri; Perciformes; Anoplopomatidae. Gene Ontology annotation, cellular component: extracellular region. The transcript is spliced from 4 exons. Gene Ontology annotation, molecular function: frizzled binding; cytokine activity.
AUGAGUAGGAAGACGCGGCGCUGGAUCUUCCACUUUUUCCUGUGCCUUGGAGUGUUGUAUCUGAAAAUCGGGGGUCUGUCCUCGGUGGUCGCACUGGGAGCGAGCAUCAUUUGUAAUAAAAUCCCCGGCUUGGCCCCCCGUCAGAGGACGAUCUGUCAGAGCCGACCCGACGCCAUCAUAGUGAUCGGAGAGGGGGUCCAGAUGGGGAUCAACGAGUGCCAGUUCCAGUUCAGACACGGGCGCUGGAACUGCUCAGCCCUGGCAGAGAGGACCGUGUUCGGGAAAGAGCUCAAAGUGGGCAGCAAGGAGGCCGCGUUCACCUAUGCUAUCAUCGCGGCCGGGGUCGCCCACUCAGUCACCGCGGCCUGCACCCAGGGGAGCCUGAGCGGCUGCGGCUGCGACAAGGAGAAGCAGGGCUUCUACAACCAGGAGGAGGGCUGGAAGUGGGGCGGCUGCUCCGCGGACGUCCACUACGGCCUGGGAUUCUCCAAGGUGUUCGUGGACGCGCGGGAGAUCAAGCAGAACGCCAGGACUCUCAUGAACUUACACAACAACGAAGUGGGACGCAAGGUGCUGGAGAAGGGCAUGCGUCUGGAGUGCAAGUGCCACGGCGUGUCGGGAUCCUGCACCACCAAGACCUGCUGGACGACGCUCCCCAAGUUCCGCCAGCUGGGAUACGUCCUCAAGGACAGGUACAACCAGGCCGUGCAUGUGGAGCCAGUGCGGGCCAGCCGCAACAAGCGCCCCGCCUUCCUGAAGAUCAAGAAACCCCACUCCUACCGGAAGCCAACGGACACGGAGCUGGUCUACAUCGAGAGGUCGCCCAACUACUGCGAGGCCGACCCGCUGACGGGCAGCAUGGGGACGCAAGGUCGCCUCUGCAACAAGACAGCUCUGCAGCCCAACAGCUGCGACCUGAUGUGCUGCGGCCGAGGAUACGACACGCACCAGUACUCGCGUGUUUGGCAGUGCAACUGCAAGUUCCUGUGGUGCUGCUACGUGAAAUGCAACACGUGCAGCGAGAGGACAGAGGUGUACACCUGUAAAUAG